AACGGUAUUCCCGAGUGUAGCUCGGGGUAAAAUGUCAGUACCAAAAGCGGUAACCCCGAGCUACACUCGGGCUUACCAUGCGGCACUGCAUAGGGAGUCCCUGCAGAGCUUACCUUGUCCUGCGCUCCCGCGAUGUGUCCCUUGCAGCGUCCCCGGCCAUCUCCUCCGGUCCCUGUGACGUCGGGACGUACGGGCGCCGCUGGCGGCGGGAAAUUUGAAAAUUUUAAAAAAAUGUCAUUUUUUUCAAAACGAUUUUACAUAUGCUCUGUCCUGUCCCCUGUCUGCAUUUUGACUGUUCUUUCU
Messenger RNA from Staurois parvus, 303 nucleotides. The record is from the annotation of a GenBank genome assembly. Lineage: Eukaryota; Metazoa; Chordata; Amphibia; Anura; Ranidae.